AUGCCCCAAAGGCUCAUCGUUGGCAUCGACUAUGGCACCUCAAACUCUGGCGCAGCGUACGCCCUCUUCGAUGACUCGUCUGGCGACAGCAAUACUGAGAUCGAAGUCAUUAACGACUGGCCUCACGGCGGCAGCAGCCACUAUGCCUCCGACAAAGUACCUUCCGACAUAGCGUACGGCGCAGACAAGAAGCCAGCAGGCUUCGGCUUCGAUAUCCCUCACAAUGCUCAGACUCUGCAGUGGGUGAAGUUGCUACUGGAACCGGAUGACCUCCGGAACAAGAGCGCUGCGAACGCAUCGAGAGUCUGGCGAUCGUACGAAUACCUCGACGAGAGACAUCUGAAUAAGACUCCAGUCGAUGCCGUCGCAGACUACCUACGAUGGCUAUGGCAUAUCAUCAAGGCGAAGAUCGAGCGCGAUGAAGCGGAUGCCGAGAUAUUUGACACCGCGCUGUUGACCGUGGUCUUAACGGUACCGGCGACGUGGUCAGAAAGAGCCAAGUAUUGCAUGCAAAGAGCAGCGAGAGCGGCUGGCAUACCGGAGCAGUCGAUCAAGCUCAUAUCAGAGCCAGAGGCUGCCGCGAUAUUCUCUCUGAAGAAGCAAGCCAAGAAAGGGCAGAUCACAAAAGGCGACUGCGUUGUCGUUUGCGAUGCCGGGGGAGGGACCGUCGAUGUGGUGGCAUAUCAAGUACAUUCGCAAGACCCGCUGUCGCUUGAUCAAGUCACAGUCAGUAAAGGCGACUUUUGCGGGUCUGCUUUCAUCGAUGCAGAGUUUCAGAAUCAGGUCAAACAGAUUCUCGGAGCGGAUUGGAAUACGUUGGACGACGAGAUCAGGGCCAGGAUCGAGGACGAAUUCGAGUACAAGAUCAAGCGGACGUACAAUCCUAGUCUGCCCAAGAAGCACUCAAUCUCGGUGAACGGUUUAGAAGAUGACGAGGAUCGCGAUAUUUUGAAUGGCAAAAUGAAGAUUGACGAUGCUGUCCUCAGCCAGGCCUUCGAGUCCGUCAUGACACCAAUCGGCACUCUCAUCGACGGCCAGAUCGCAGCUUUGAAAGAGAAAGGGCUUGAAGACAACCUCAAAGGUAUACUACUUGUCGGCGGUUUCAGUGGCUCGGAAUACCUUCAUACUCGAAUGAGGGAAGAGUUCCCUGGCAAGAACGAUAUCAAAAUAUGGCGGCCUGAUAAGACGUGGACAUCUGUCGUGCAAGGAGCUGUUGCAUGCGAGGCUUCUGGAAGCGGCAGCGUUGCAGUCGUCCAUUCUCGGUUGUCUGGCUACAAUUACGGUGUUCCAUACGCCACGGAUUCAGGCAAGAAGGUAAAAUGGCUAGUUCGCAAGGGUCAGCCUGUCCAAAGCAAUAUGGCGACCGAGCCGUACGGACUGCGAAUAGACGACCAAGAUUGGCUGGACGAGGACUCACAUUGCCACCUGCUGGUUCCCCUGGUGCGGUCAGAGGAAGACGAUGCUUCCGACGACUACGGGCAUUUGGUAACACCGCACGCCGAAAUCGACUGCAGAGUGCCAACACAUCUACGACAUAGCAAAGAGGCAACACUGAUCCAAGAACGACCCCGAAAAGCAUGGCAUAUUCCAGCUACUCUUGUGCUAUUUCUCGACGGGGCAGUCAUCUCCUUCAAAUGCAGGAUCCAAGACGAAGAAGUGGGCGUGACGAAUGUGACAUACUUCCGCGAAUCUCCUGCAGAGCAAGAUCUUCGACGAACGUCUACCCUCUCCAUACCACGUCCGUCUCACCGCGCCGAUAGCGUCAUAUCGGAGGCAUCAUCUGCUAGCAGCAGAUCUAACUCCUCAGCUGGAACGUCCAUGCGGCCGGCUUUAUCACCUUCUCAGUCCUCAUCGUCGUCUUCUCCCCGCAGAGGGUUCUUCAAGCCCCGAGCGGGGACGUGGUUAGGUGUUCCGACGACGAUUCAGACGAAGAGGGAGAAGAAAGCUAAGGAGAAAGACAAGUUGAAGAAGGCUUCCACGUCGAGUGAGAAGUUCAACAAGGAAUCGUUUGUGCCACCGGAAGGGCUACCUACGUAUGAGCGGAAACCCUCGGGAGACAGGAAGAAGCAGGAAUUGCAGCCUUGGAUGGUGGAGUUUCCGGGUGUGUUUUAA
Zasmidium cellare ATCC 36951 is the source of this 2112-nucleotide messenger RNA. RefSeq lists its product as uncharacterized. Gene Ontology annotation, molecular function: ATP-dependent protein folding chaperone; ATP binding. The record is from RefSeq and is a predicted model, not a curated record. Lineage: Eukaryota; Fungi; Ascomycota; Dothideomycetes; Mycosphaerellales; Mycosphaerellaceae. The transcript has a single exon. The coding region runs from base 1 to 2112 and encodes 703 amino acids.